Pelmatolapia mariae (spotted tilapia) is the source of this 4577-nucleotide messenger RNA. RefSeq names its product BTB/POZ domain-containing protein 6-B-like. Gene Ontology annotation, cellular component: cytosol. The record is from RefSeq and is a predicted model, not a curated record. The transcript has 4 exons. NCBI's taxonomy places the organism in Eukaryota, Metazoa, Chordata, Actinopteri, Cichliformes, Cichlidae. Gene Ontology annotation, biological process: neurogenesis. The coding region runs from base 630 to 2294 and encodes 554 amino acids. Gene Ontology annotation, molecular function: protein binding.
AGUAAAAAAAAAUGAGAGGGGGGGCGAAAAAACCGAGCGGAGCUUAAAAACUCCCGACAAAUGAUUAUUUACCUCGGCAGCAGCGGAACAUCGUAGCUGGCUUCGUGUCGGUCUACAGCCGAUUCGGAGAAAAAGGGGGAAAGAAAUCGGGAGAGAAAUGUGCGUGAGGAUUAACGCAGAGGCGGGGUGGGAAUAAAAUAGGCUGGACUUGACUACCAGCUGCGACUAUCCGGAUUACCCACUCGCUGGAAAAGGGAGAAAACAAGCGAAGCUUCGCGGACAUUUGUGCGCUCGGAGAGGAUGAGCUGACCGCCGAGGAACGGAAAAAAAACAAAACAAAAAAAAAACAAGUGUUUGAGGUCGAAAGUUGCGAGUGGAUGUGGAAACGGACAGCAGUGGGCCUGGGAGGAUAUUUAGAUGCUGUCGCGUAAACUUCGCUGUCGGUGCCGUUUGAAACCGGCGUUGUAGGAACCGGACCGCACAGGAAAGGAAAAAAAGAAAAACACUCAAUCCACCGCAGCGACAAGCUUCAUGUCGAGCCCGACAGCAGUUUAUUGCACCGGGUAUUAAAGAGACAGCGAGCGAGAGAGAGAGGAGGAAAAAACCCAGAAGAUCGGCUGCUCGUGCAGAUGCCAACGGCAGACUGCAGGUUGCUCCAUCAUGGCCGGAUCAUGAGGUGUUUGACUUAUUUGCUGCUACUUCCAGAAACACUGAAAAAGUCCAAGAAGGUAACCAAGCUGCCGGGCCGGCUGCCGCUAUGUUAUGAGAUCCUGACUCUGUCCCUGUCGAGCAAGAAAAAGCAGCAGGAGAAGGAGAAGAAGAUGGCUGCGGAGUUGUACCCCGCUAACAACACCAACAACACCAACCUGGCCAACGGCACUACGGUGGCUGACGCGGAGAAGACCAAGGAGCUGCAGGUGUGCCAGGCCAGCGGGAGCAGCGCCGGCGGCGUUGGGAGCGCGGCGACCACUCCGACCACCCAGCAAAACAUCAACAACAACAACGUAGACCCACCCAGCUGGCAGUGCAGCCACCCCACGCUCCGAGAGAGGAACGCCUUGAUGUUUAACAAUGAGCUGAUGGCUGAUGUCCACUUCAUUGUUGGGCCCUUGGGGGCCUCGCAGAAGCUUCCCGCACACAAGUACGUGCUGGCCGUGGGAAGCUCCGUCUUCUGUGCCAUGUUUUACAGCGAUCUGGCGGAGGAGGAGUCUGAGAUCCAUAUCCCAGAUGUGGAACCUGCUGCUUUUCUAAUUCUGCUGAAGUACUUGUACAGCGAUGAGAUCGACCUGGAGGCAGACACGGUGCUGGCCACCCUGUAUGCUGCCAAAAAGUACAUCGUCCCUGCACUGGCCAAGGCCUGCGUCACCUUCCUGGAGACCAGCCUGGAGGCCAAGAAUGCCUGCGUGCUGCUCUCUCAGAGCCGCCUGUUUGAGGAGCCCGAGCUGACGCAGCGCUGCUGGGAGGUAAUCGACGCCCAGGCCGAGCUCGCGCUGUGCUCGGAGGGCUUCUGUGAGAUAGACCUGCAGACGCUGGACAUCAUCUUGCGGCGGGAGACCCUCAACACCAAAGAAGUGGUGGUGUUUGAGGCGGUCAUGAACUGGGCCACGGCAGAAUGCAAGAGACAGGGUUUGGGGCCCACCACUCGCAACAAAAGAGAGGUCCUGGGUAAGGCGCUGUUCUUGGUGCGCAUCCCCACCAUGAGCCUGGACGAAUUUGCAAACGGUGCUGCGCAGUCGGACAUCCUGACACUGGAGGAGACGCACAAUGUCUUCCUGUGGUACACUGCAGCUAAAAAGCCCCAACUAGACUUCCCUCUGAAUCCCAGGAAGGGCUUGGCUCCUCAGAAGUGCCACCGCUUCCAGUCCUCGGCCUACCGGAGCAACCAGUGGCGCUACCGCGGCCGGUGCGACAGCAUCCAGUUUGCUGUGGACAAGCGGAUCUUUAUUGCCGGUUUGGGCCUGUACGGGUCGAGCGGCGGCAAAGCCGAGUACAGCGUCAAAAUCGAGCUUAAGAGACAGGGGGUGAUCCUGGCGCAGAACCUGACAAAGUUUGUGUCGGACGGCUCGAGCAGCACGUUCCCGGUGUGGUUCGAGCAUCCCGUUCAGGUGGAGCAGGACGCGUUCUACACAGUGAGCGCCGUCCUGGACGGGAAUGAGCUGAGCUACUUCGGCCAGGAGGGCAUGACGGAGGUGCAGUGCGGGAAGGUCACGUUUCAGUUCCAGUGCUCCUCCGACAGCACCAACGGGACUGGAGUACAGGGAGGACAGAUCCCCGAGCUUGUGUUCUAUGCAUAAGCUGCUCUGGACUGCUGAUGGGAAAUUAGGUCUAUCGCUGCCUCCCAACCUUCAAAGUAAUGUAGCAUUAAAAGACACUUGAGUAAUGUCACACUAAAUGGCCUGGUUAGUUCUAUAAGAGACUAUUUUAAAAGCGAAGGAGCUGUUUUAUCUUAUUUAAUUUAAUGUUAUUUUUUUAUUUAAAUGCUGAUUUAACGUUAUUCGCUCAGAAGCUUGUUUUUCAAGGGCUGCGGCUGCUGUAGAAACAACAUUAAUACAGUGACCUGUGGUUAUGUAAUCAAGCUGAGCUCCAGAACUGGAACAAGUAGGGUCUGCUUCAAAUUGUGUAAUUGCAAGUCUAUAUACAAUGUUGUUACUAUAGUCCAGGCAGCAAUAUCACCUGAGGAGCAAACUUUAUGUAGUGUUCGAUUCUAAUGCAGAAAAAAAAGAAGAAGUAGAAAUCGUGUCAAGAACAGAGUCGUUUUGCACUUCAGAGGACGACCUCAGAAACGUUGUGUCUUUUUGUAAAAUACAAUUUAUCUGUUAACAGCUUGAUGCUGUUGAUGAGCAGAUGUGUUCUGUACAAGAAUGCUUAUACACCUGCCGAAAUAUAAAGGUUAUAAUGUGAGAAAGCCGCACAUGUGACAUCUUAUGGGAUCUGGGUGAGGGAGUGGGGGAUUUGAGGGGCAGCAGCGCCCUCUGGUAAUUAAAGUGGGAACUACACAUUAGGUUUCUACCUCACUUGCAUGGAGUCUGGCAGGCACAGAUUUGAGGACUGAUAAGGGUUAUGUCUCUUUUUGUAAGUGAGGAUUUGGAUUCAUUUCCUACUAAAUAAACUGCACAGUGCAUUUAAGAGACAGCACACUUACAUUAACGCUGGCAAAACACUAUAAUGGAAAUGCAAAGCUAUGCACGAGGAAAGCAAAGCCUAAACCAGUGACUUUCUUUGACAGUUUCCCAAAAUAUUUUGUACAUUAUAGUUAAUGUUGAUGCGCUUCUGCUUUGGCAGGAAGGCUCGUCGUGUUCAAUUUAAGGCAACAGAGCUCAUAAUCUUCCAGGUAGCUGCAGACCAGACCAGCCUUACAAAAAUCAAAGGUGGUCACAUUUGAGUUUUUGUAAAUGUAGAAAAGUCAAACUCUUGAGUUUAAUAGGCUAAUAAUAUGCCGUACUUCACAAAAAGUACAGGAUGCUCUCAGAAACAAUAACAAGGACCGUUUUUAUUUAUUAGAUAAUUUGAACAAAGUGUGGAAAACAGAAAAAUUAGAAUAAAACAUUUUGGUGUGACUGCCCUCCACCUCGUCACAGUUUUCCCCAGUUCUGGAAGUUUCAAAUCUCUGGAGGAGCUUUCAACAGUGUGAAGAAAUAACUCACUCUUAUGGCCACUUGAGAAAUAAUAUUUUUACAGAAAGGUGUAAUAUACACUCGCCACUUUAUUUGGUGUACCUUCUAGUUCUGGGCUGGACCCUCUCCAUGCAUGUCUGCAAAGAUUCAACAAAGUUGGUGCAAACAUUCCUCACAGAGCUUGGUCCAUAUUGAGCAGUUGUUGUCAUGCAGUUGCUGUCAGCUCCACACCCAUGAGGAUAACCUCUCAUUACAUUACACCACUGCCAGCCUGAUCCGUUGAUAUAAAUCAGUCCCCGCUUUCAUGUUCUUUAUACCAAAUUCCGACUCUACCAUCCAAAUGUCGCAGCACAAAUCAAAACUGAGCAGACCGGGCAGUUUUUCUGACCUUCUAUGGUCUAAUUUUGUUGAGCCUGUGUGAAUUACAGCCUCAGUUUCCUGUUCUUAGCCCACAGAUGUGACACCUGGUGUGGUCUUCUGCUGCUGUGAAGUCCAUAUGCUACAAGGUUUGACAUGUUGUACCUCCAGAGGUGCUCUUCCCUGGCUGUAAUGAGUGGUUAUUUCAGUUUCUGUUGCCCUUCUAUCAGCUUGAAGAAGUCUAGCCGUACUUUUUUGACAUCAACGAGGCAUUUUUGCCCAGAGAUCUGCUGCUAUCUAGACAUUUUCCUACGUUUGGACCAUUCUGUGAAUCUGAGCUGCCUAACAUAAAUGCAGUGGGUUGCUGUUAUAUGACUGGCUAUGACUGCCAUGCGCUACAGAGAAGUUCAACAGGUAUACUAAAUGAAGGGAUAAAUGAGUGUAUACAGCUUUUCAUUUGAGGGGAACUUCUUUAAUAAUUUACCAGCAGACAUCCUCCAGCUCCAGCUUCUUUUCCCUGUUAUUAAAUCUAUAGUGAACAUUUCUGGUUUUUACAAUAUGUGAAAGGUAUUAAGUAAAACUUAUGUCACACCUGAUUCAGCAUUU